Candidula unifasciata is the source of this 1003-nucleotide messenger RNA. The record is from the annotation of a GenBank genome assembly. Lineage: Eukaryota; Metazoa; Mollusca; Gastropoda; Stylommatophora; Geomitridae.
CCCAAAUGGCACCUGUGAUACCAACAUUAAAGCUCCACUUAAAGAAGAUAUCAAAGAAAGCCCAGCCGAAAAACCAACGGAAAAUGGGAAUGUGGCUGUCGAAGAUAUGACCUCAAAGGACUACUAUUUUGAUUCCUAUGCACACUUUGGCAUUCACGAGGAAAUGCUGAAAGAUGAGAUUCGAACACUCACCUACAGAAACUCAAUGUAUUACAACAAGCAUUUGUUUAAAGGCAAGGUUGUGUUGGAUGUCGGCUGUGGUACCGGCAUUCUCUGCAUGUUUGCUGCAAAGGCUGGAGCAGCCAAAGUUAUCGGGAUUGAAUGUUCCAGUAUCAUUGAUUAUGCCCAGAAAAUUGUUGCUGCCAAUGGACUUGACAAUGUGAUCUCGUUGGUCAAGGGCAAGGUGGAAGAGGUGAGUCUGCCGGACGGUAUCGAUAAAAAACCUGGUGGGCUAAUUUUCCCAGAUAAAGCAUCGCUGUAUGUGACAGCCAUCGAGGACAGGCAAUACAAGGAUGAGAAAAUCAAUUGGUGGGAUAAUGUAUAUGGGUUUGAUAUGGGUUGCAUACGUGAUGUGGCUGUGAGAGAACCCUUGGUGGAUGUUGUAGAUCCCAAACAAGUUGUUGCCGAUUCAUUCUUGGUCAAGGAAGUGGACAUCUACACUGUGAAAGAGGAGGACAUUGCAUUUUCAACUCCGUUCCGUUUGAACUGUCUGCGUAAUGACUACAUGCACGCCCUGGUUACUUUCUUCACUGUUGAGUUCUCCAAGUGUCACAAGAACAUUGGCUUCUCCACAUCCCCUGAUUCUCGGUACACACAUUGGAAACAGACUGUGUUCUACCUGGGUGACAAUGAAUUGACUAUCAAGAGAGGCGAAGAGAUUAAUGGUGUCUUUUCUCUGACCCCAAACAAGCAGAACAACAGAGAUCUAGACUUCACAGUCAGCGUAGACUUUCACGGAGAGCUUUCUGAUGCUUCUUGCAGUCUUAACUACAAGAUGAGGUAG